CAAGCAUAGUUGCGGUUACGCCUUCGAGCCCAAUACCCGCCUGGUUUCGGCCAAAAUUUGGUUUGUUUUUCCACAGUCAUGUCUAAGGCACAUUGGACCGUACUUUACCUCUGUCUCUACUUGGCAUUUAUUUCUGCGGCUGAGGAUGAGGACUUAAUUGUGUGUCCGCCAAAAGUCGGUUGCCUAAGGGGCACAACAAUGAAUGGCUAUCAAAAGGGACCAUUUGAGGCAUUCAUGGGCAUACCCUAUGCCGAGCCACCUGUAGGGACACUAAGAUUUCAGAGUCCCAAAAUAAAGGCAAGAUGGUUUAACACCUAUGAUGCUACUAAGUUUAAAUCGGAUUGCAUCCAAAAAAAUUAUCUCGUACCUAAUUCAAAAGUAAUCGGAAGCGAGAAUUGUCUUUAUUUAAACAUAUACAGACCAAAGGUUCGUUUGGGUCGCUUGCCCGUAAUGAUCUACAUACAUGGAGGAGGUUUCUUUAGCGGGUCAGCUAAUCCUAAAGAUACUGGACCAGAAUAUAUUAUGGACACACAAUCGGUAAUUUUGGUCACAAUGUCUUAUCGAUUGGGAGCUUUGGGUUUUUUGUCCACUGGAGAUUCCAAUAUGCCUGGUAAUUUUGGACUCAAAGAUCAAAAUUUGGUAUUUCUAUGGGUUCGCCACAAUAUAAAUUCUUUCGAUGGCGAUAACAAAAAGAUUACCAUCUUUGGCCACAGUACUGGAGCCGCUGCCACCCACAUGCAUUUAAUAAAUCCGUAUUCCAAGAAUCUCUUUCAUAGAGUGAUUAGCAUGAGUGGAACGGCCAACGCUCCUUUUGCCAUUACCAAAAAUCCUCUGGAACAAGCUCGCGAAACUGCGAAACUGUGUGCAAUCCCAAACGCAGACACUUUAAGUACGGACGAGCUUACUGAGGCUUUGAGAAAUGUUAACGCAAAAACAUUAAUCAACGCCGGUGGACAUCCCCUAACCCUUUAUCGACCGGUGGUAGAACCUCCAUCAAUAGACGCGAUCAUACCAGCUGAUCCAGAAAUUUUGAUGAAAAGCGUAUACUUUCAGAAACGACCCUGGCUUCUGGGAACCGUUCCCCAAGAAGGAGCUGUACGUGCGAUCAACAUUAUAGAAAACCCAAAAUUGCGUGAAAAGUUCAAUCUCCGAUUUAAAUUUUAUUUGGAUAAGUUAUUGGAGUGGCCCAAUCGGAUUACUCGAAGGCAAGCAAGGGACAAAACCGAAAUAGUCAUAUCUCAAUACUUUGACGGGAUUUAUCUCAUAAAAAACCAAACUGAGGCAGGGUUUUUAGACACAAUCACUGACAGAGUUUUUAAGCAUCCUCUCUAUGAAGCCAUCUAUGAAUAUUGGAAAAUUCCAGGAGGCAAGUUUCCUCAUUACAUGUACAGCUUUAACUAUAAAGGACCCUUUAGUUAUGCCUCGCGUUUUAGUACAGCAAAUGUGACUGGAAAAUAUGGAGUUGUUCAUGGUGACGAUUUGAUAUAUUUGUUCCGUAGUCGACAUUUAUUUCCCGAUUUUCACAAGAGUUCCGUAGAGGCUAAGGUUAUAGAAAAAUUUGUGAAAUAUAUCGUAAAUUUUGCAACAUUUGGUUAUACAGUCGAUGUUCCACCGAUCGGCUUCUGUGGCACAGACGUUUUAGAUUCAAGACCUCAUGGUAUUUGUGAUUACCAUGAAUUUGUGAACAAUGACGAUAUUCAUGAAGGAUUCGAAGUGGUAGUAAAAUCCGAUUUUCCAACAGAGAAAGUUAAAUUAUGGCAAAAGUUGUUAGACUAGACUACGAGAGAGUUGUUCCAAGAAUGCCAUGAGCAAAUAUUUUUUAUUAAACACGGAAGCUCAUUAACAAAAUCACGAUUUCAUGCAAAAUUUGUAAUUUCAUGUCAUAACAAAAAGCAAUAAAUUAAUUACUUGCUAUUUAA
Messenger RNA from Drosophila willistoni, 1919 nucleotides. Its product is annotated as juvenile hormone esterase. The transcript has 6 exons. Lineage: Eukaryota; Metazoa; Arthropoda; Insecta; Diptera; Drosophilidae. The record is from RefSeq and is a predicted model, not a curated record. Bases 79 to 1776 code for a protein of 565 amino acids.